Glarea lozoyensis ATCC 20868 is the source of this 1662-nucleotide messenger RNA. RefSeq names its product HET protein. The transcript is spliced from 2 exons. The coding region runs from base 1 to 1662 and encodes 553 amino acids. Lineage: Eukaryota; Fungi; Ascomycota; Leotiomycetes; Helotiales; Helotiaceae. The record is from RefSeq and is a predicted model, not a curated record.
AUGAGACUUCUCAAUACGUCAACAGAACUUUUGGAAGAAUUUAUCGACACGAGUGUGCCUCCAUAUGCCAUUCUUUCUCAUACGUGGGGGGAUGGGGAGGUAUCAUUGAAAGAUAUGACCACAGAUCCGGCGUACAAGUCGAAGCUUGGCUAUACGAAAAUCUCCAUGACUUGCCAGCUUGCCCGAGAAGAUGGGCUUCAGUACGCAUGGAUCGAUACUUGUUGUAUAGAUAAAUCAAGCAGUGCCGAGCUCUCAGAGGCUAUCAACUCUAUGUAUCAAUGGUACAAGAAAGCUGAGAAGUGUUAUGCUUACUUGUUUGACUUGGAUUCAACACCUACUUGGCGUAAAAGGCUGCCUCAGUGCCGCUGGUUCAGUCGUGGGUGGACGCUCCAGGAAUUGAUUGCGCCUAUGGACGUUUGGUUUUAUGAUGGAAAGUGGAACCUGGUCUUUCGAAAAGGUGAAGACAGUCACUUGCUUAAGCGUAUCACUGGUAUCCAUCAAGAUGUUUUGAAGGGUUCGCGAUCGAUGCUUUCCAUGUCAAUUGCUCAGAGAAUGUCAUGGGCGUCUCGACGUGUUACGACUAGAGCAGAAGAUGAAGCUUAUUGUUUGCUAGGAAUAUUUGACGUUAAUAUGCCCAUGCUUUAUGGAGAAGGUCGAAAGGCUUUCUUUCGGUUGCAAGAAGAGAUCAUACGAAUAUCUCCAGAUUUGAGUAUUUUUGCGUGGACAUCAAAAAAGCCACCAGGCGAUGAUGAACAGGCCCCAGUCGCAUGUUCCAUGUUUGCUUCAGCUACCGAUGACUUUGCUGAAAGUGGGACUUUCGUCGCCGUCAACGCUCAAUCGACCAACGACUUUUCUAUAUCGAACCAGGGAAUAAAAGUCCAUACAAGACUGGCAUUGCAGAAAGUGCCCCGUCAGCAGGGUUACCGGUACGUUAUGAAGGUUUGCAAAACUAUUGAUGGACGUGUUUUUGGAAUUCGUCUUAGAAAGUGUGGUGUAUCGCAGCUUGUGCGAGAAGAUCCUUGGGUGUUGAUCGGCGAGGAAAAUACAUUUCCAUCUAUGCAAAGUAGGAUCAUGUAUCUUCUAAAUCGACUGCCACCAGCGCACGCUCCGAAUUAUUUACUCGAAAGUAUCGUACUUGGUUCACGGUCUCGUGUUCUUCAAAUCGAUCUUCCACCCGAAAUGUAUAUCAACAACGUCUGGCCCUGGUCUCGAUGGGACGUUACUGACCAAACAUUUUUCGUUUCUGAUGAUUUAGGCUUAGACUGUGCAGGGUUCAGAGUCUUUGGUGGUUAUGACUUCGACCCUCUCAGACGUGGAGAAAGAUCUAAAUUUAGUUUCAUGGUUUAUGUCUGGAAAUGGUCCCGAAAUGGUGAUCGGCCGAUGACUGAGCCUGAAUUCACGCUUGUUCCUUGGACGGCUUCGGAUACCAGUCUCAAAGAUCUCAACGAGAAACUCGAGCAGUACGAGUAUAACUCCACGAUGCUUCAAGCUGACUUUGAGACUUAUCGAGUACGUGUGGCUAAGAAUGUUCAUUUCCCGUUCGAAAAAAGGAGGCUCGUCAGUGCUCGAUGUGCGUUCAAUCUCGUUAAUGAUUGGUCGAAAUGCAGUGAACCUUUCUGGAAAAUGACGCUUUUUGUGGAAGCUUCGGGGGAUGGAUUUUGA